AUAAAAAGGUACCACCGCCAUGGUUGAUCGCGCAGCAGCGGUACGGUCCCCCGCCGUCGUACCCGAAUCUGAAGAUUCCUGGACUGAACGCGCCUAUCCCCGAGGGUUGCGCGUUUGGCUACCACGCCGGCGGGUGGGGCAAACCGCCCGUGGACGAGAUGGGCAAGCCGUUGUACGGUGAUGUGUUUGGGCAUCAGAGUAGUGGACAGGAUGACAUUGAAGAUCAAGACAUUGACAGAACAAUGUGGGGUGAAUUGGAAUCUGAAUCAGAAGAAGAAUCUGAAGAAGAGGAAUCAGGGAUGAGGGCGAGAAGGGCACGGACCAGGAGAUGGCGGCCGGCGUCGCCACCCCAGGCGAGGGGCUCGUCACGCCGCUCGGCGUCAGCUCCGUGCCGCCCGGCGUCGAGACACCGGACACCAUCGAGCUCAGGAAGAAGAAACUCGACACCGAUCUCGAGGGCGGCGACACGCCGGCACUGUACCAAGUGUUGCCAGAGCGACGUGUGGGGCUUACCUCGGGCAUGAUGGCCUCCACGCACGUAUACGACAUCAGCGCCGCCAAUCCAGGCAAGCGUGCGGUGGGCGGCGGCGCGGGUAUCGCUCCCAGCGAGGGCAGCGCAGCGCCCGCCGGCGUGGACGUGGCGCUGGACCCUUCGGAACUGGAGCUGGAGCCCGAGGCGGUGGCGGCGCGCUACGAGCGGCACCUGCGCGACGCGCGCCCUCGCGACCACGAGGACCUUUCCGACAUGCUUGCCGACCACGUCGCCAGGCAGAAGAACAAGAGAAAGCGACAACAAACAACAGAUUCAAAGCAGGCGAAGAAAUACAAAGAAUUCAAGUUCUAAUAGCUUUAGUGAUACAUACUUAUUAUAUACCAUUGUAUUAAGUCUAUGGGUACAUAAUAUGUUAUAUUAUGAAGCAAUCAAGUUUAUUGAUUGACGUGAAACAAUAAUUCGUGUUAAAGAAACACCCUAUAACAGUGUAAAUAUUAUAAACAUCUUUUCGAUAAACUCGAAUGCAUUCUAUGUGACAUUAUCUAAGUGAAAUAAAUAUUAUAAAAUUAA
Manduca sexta (tobacco hornworm) is the source of this 1063-nucleotide messenger RNA. Its product is annotated as splicing factor 3B subunit 2-like. The coding region runs from base 329 to 844 and encodes 171 amino acids. The record is from RefSeq and is a predicted model, not a curated record. The transcript has 6 exons. Gene Ontology annotation, cellular component: U2-type spliceosomal complex; precatalytic spliceosome; U2 snRNP. Lineage: Eukaryota; Metazoa; Arthropoda; Insecta; Lepidoptera; Sphingidae. Gene Ontology annotation, biological process: mRNA splicing, via spliceosome.